UGUAUAAGACUGUUGCCCUCUGCAGCUGUUGUUUCAGUUUUGUCCGGUUGCAGAGCAACUGUGUCUGUUUUACUUCACUCUACACUCAGCACACCUGAGCAAUACACACUCCACUCAGUCAUGGGUGUCUACCACAAGGAGUUCGAGCAGGCCGGUAAGAGCACAGGUCUGCAGAUCUGGAGGAUUGAAAGUAUGGAACUGGCUCCAGUGCCUGAAAGCCUGCAUGGCGCUUUCUAUGUGGGAGAUGCCUACCUUGUCCUACGCACUGUUAAACAGAAGGAUGUCUGCUUCUAUGAUCUGCACUUCUGGCUGGGUAAAGAGUGCACUCAGGAUGAAAGUACAGCUGCAGCUAUCUUCACUGUACAACUGGAUGACUAUCUGGGGGGUAAACCAGUUCAGUACCGUGAACUCCAGGGCUAUGAAUCCACUGCUUUCACUAGCUACUUCAAAGGAGGGAUCACAUACAAAGCAGGCGGUGUGUCGUCAGGGUUCCAGCACGUGGUCACCAAUGAUCUCUCUGCCAAGCGGCUCUUCCACAUCAAGGGCCGGCGAGUGGUCAGGGCCACGGAGGUGCCUUUGGACUGGAACAGCUUCAACAAGGGCGACUGCUUCAUAGUGGACCUGGGCGCGGUUAUCUACCAGUGGUGUGGUUCCAAGAGCAACAAGUUUGAGCGACUGAAGGCAGCCCAGGUGGCCACUGGUAUUCGCGAUAACGAGCGAAAUGGCAGAGCUCAGCUUGUGAUUGUGGAGGAAGAACAUGAACCAGGGGAGCUGAUCAAGGUUCUUGGUGAUAAGCCAACCCUGCCAGAUGGUGAUGAUAGUGAUGACAUUGUGGCUGAUAUAUCUAACAGGAAAAUGGCGAAACUUUACAUGGUAUCUGAUGCCACUGGAAAAAUGCAAGUGUCACUUGUAUCAGAAGAGAAUCCCUUCUCUCAGACUCAUCUCUUGUCUGAUGAAUGUUUUAUUUUGGAUCAUGGCAAGAGCAAGAUGAUCUAUGUAUGGAAAGGCCGAAAUGCAAACCCCAAUGAGAGAAAAGAGGCCAUGAAGACAGCUGAGGGCUUCAUCCAACAGAUGGGCUAUCCUGCAAACACACAGAUCCAGGUUCUUCCAGAGGGAGGGGAGACGCCCAUCUUUAAGCAGUUUUUUAAGGACUGGAAGGAAAAGAACCAGAGCGAGGGUCUGGGCAGAGUCUAUGUGACUGAGCGGAUUGCGAAGAUCCAACAGGUUGAGUUUGACGCCUCCAAGCUUCAUGAGUCUCAGCAAAUGGCAGCACAGUACAACAUGGUGGAUGAUGGCACUGGAGAAACACAGAUAUGGAGGGUAGAGACGGGCAGUAAAGGAGAGAGCAAAGUACCUACUGAUCCAAAGACCUACGGGCAAUUCUAUGGUGGAGACUGCUAUAUUAUUUUAUAUACAUACAAAAGAGGACAGAUUAUCUACACCUGGCAGGGCUCCAGCAGCACAAUAGAUGAGCUGACUGCUUCGGCCUUCCUAACUGUGGAACUGGACCGCUCGCUUGGCGGAAACGCUGUCCAGGUGCGUGUGACCCAGGGGAAAGAGCCAGCGCAUCUGUUAAGUCUUUUCAAAGCCAAGCCACUGGUGGUCUAUAAGAAUGGGACAUCCAGGGAGGGGGGACAGGCUCCUCCGGCCCUGACCCGCCUCUUUCAAGUGCGCAGAAACCUGGGCACAAUCACACGCAUCUCUGAGGUUGAUGCCAAAGCAUCCUGUCUGAACUCCAAUGAUGCCUACCUGCUGAAGAUGCCUGAGGGGGAAGCAUAUAUGUGGGUGGGGAAGGGGGCCAGUGAAGAAGAGGAGCAUGGAGCAGAAUACAUGAGUGAGCUACUGCAGUGUGGGACAAAGCACAUCACAGAGGGACAGGAGCCAGAGGGUUUCUGGAAAGCUCUGGGUGGAAAGACUGAGUACCAGACAUCAGAGAGGCUGGAGAGCAAAACCAUCAUGCAUACUCCUCGCAUGUUUGCCUGCUCCAACAAAACAGGCAGAUUUAUUAUUGAAGAGGUGCCAGGUGAGUUCACCCAGGACGACCUGGCAGAAGAUGAUGUCAUGCUACUGGACGUCUGGGAUCAGGUGUUUAUCUGGAUUGGAAAGGAUGCCAACGAAGUGGAGAAAACUGAAUCAGUAAAAUCUGCUAAGAUGUAUAUUGACACAGACCCAUCAGGAAGGGAUAAGGGAACACCUGUGGUGAUCGUGAAACAAGGCCAUGAGCCCCCUACCUUCACAGGCUGGUUCCUGGGGUGGGACUUCUCCAGGUGGGAGACAGAUCCUGGACAAGCGCAGUGAAGGUCACACUGAAGGUCAACCGGGGGCUGCAGGAAACUCAGGGAAGUUAGCUGGCAACUUAGAGAUUCGACACCUUUAGUUACAUAAAGAUGCACUUUGUUGACAGAAUGCUGCAGCUGAAUUGCCAAAUAUAUUUGAAGUUUCAUUAAGACACCCAUUAGAUUAUCCUCCCAGCCAUAUAUUGCAGAACAGCCAUCUUAUGAACUGGUUCUGAAAUUUAUAUGAACAUUUUUAUUUUUAUUAUACCCGUUUUUAUUAAGUUCAAAUUUUUUACUGAAUGUGCAUGCAUGUUUUUCUCGAUAUUACUUUGUAUGCAUUCUGAAACCACAACUAAUACAAUGUUUAUGCUUGAUAAAUGAUGUUUGAUGUGUAUUGUCUGUUUUCCUUAUUGUAAGACUGUGGGUAGGAAGUAGCUACAUUAAUUCUGUUGCUUGUGCUUGAAUAAAAAAUGGUGGAUUUGUACCUUUA
This is a messenger RNA of Pygocentrus nattereri (red-bellied piranha), 2766 nucleotides long. It is a transcript of the gene scin, whose product is annotated as scinderin. Gene Ontology annotation, molecular function: phosphatidylinositol-4,5-bisphosphate binding; actin filament binding. Gene Ontology annotation, cellular component: actin cytoskeleton; cytoplasm. The record is from RefSeq and is a predicted model, not a curated record. Gene Ontology annotation, biological process: actin polymerization or depolymerization; barbed-end actin filament capping; actin filament severing. The transcript has 16 exons. NCBI's taxonomy places the organism in Eukaryota, Metazoa, Chordata, Actinopteri, Characiformes, Serrasalmidae. Bases 121 to 2298 code for a protein of 725 amino acids.